Caenorhabditis auriculariae is the source of this 1978-nucleotide messenger RNA. NCBI's taxonomy places the organism in Eukaryota, Metazoa, Nematoda, Chromadorea, Rhabditida, Rhabditidae. The record is from the annotation of a GenBank genome assembly.
AUGAAGAUAGUUUCCCGCCACGUCAACAAACGCGCAACCUCAAACCGUGUUUUCGACAAGCCACUAUUUUCGUAUGCCGUCGAACGACUCUUCAAUCAAAACUCUCCUGAAACUUACGAGUGUUUGAAGAAAGUCUUUAGAGCAGCUUCGACCAUCGCGACUACCUAUGAGCCGAUUCUUUCUCGGUUUUCGGCAGGGACUGAAAAACUCUUUCUGAAGCGUCGAGAACUCCAGUCGCAGACUCAUACACCUUCUGGUCGGAUCGAGUUUUGCAGGACGAACAAGGCCCUUCGGGUUUCGAUCAAGAACGACAUCGAGAUGAACCUACAUAAUAAGAUCGAUAAAGCAAUCAAGAAACAUCGGAGUGUUCGAAAAGCAUUCAAUCGCUUUGACCCAACUCCAGCGGGUUGAUGGAACGAUCGCCGCUUCAAAAGAAGGUGUUGCAAAGACGGUCCAAGCAUUCUACAACUCUUUGUAUGCUUCACAACAAAGCUCUCCGGCAAUCAUCGGCCCAUCCCAAGAUGACCUUCCGUCUUUUUUGCCGAGCGAGAUUCGUACUGCUUUGCGCAAAGCAAAACGAGGGAAAGCCCCUGGACCUGACUUCAUAACUUUGGAGAUGCUCCUAGCUGCCGAAGAAAAUGCAGUCCCACUUCUUGCGAGUAUCUACAACGAAUGUCUCCAAAACGAGAGAACUCCGACUUCGAUGUCAGACUCAAUGGUCAGCCUACUUCACAAGAAAGGGAGCUGCCUUGAAAUUGGAAACUGUAGCCUUGAUGUCGACCAUCCACAAACUCUUCCCCUCCAUCCUAAGAAGACGGGCAGAACGGUCUCUGGAAUAAGCACAACCUAUCGAACAAACGGGAUUUCGACCUGGAUACUCGACCUCAGAAAACACACUGGUCGUCUCCGAAACGAUCCAGAAGUCACACGAAUACCGCUUCCCAUUAUUUUUUAUGAUCAUCGAUUAUAAGAAGGCGUUCGAUAGCGUGGAAUUCGGAUCUCUUUGGACGGCUCUAAGCGAAUUUGGCGUUCAUUCGAAAAUUGUUAACACGCUCAAGAACAUCUACGACGAAGCGAAGUGUCUGUCCGAUUCCGCGGGCACGACGUCCCAGUACAAAUUGGAAGAGGCGUGCGACAAGGCGACACUAUUUCGCCCAACCUUUUCAACGCUACUCUUAAGCAUGUAUUUCGAAGACUUGACUGGAGUGAACAUGGGAUAUUCGUCAACAGAAUGCCUCUCACACACCUCCGGUUUGCUGACGACAUCGUUUUGUUCGCUUCAAGUUCGAAGAAAUCAGAAGAAAUGGCAAACCAACUAGCCACUGAGAGCAAGAAAUCCGUCUUGAUCAUCAAUUUAUCAAAAACGUAUAUCAUGUCAAUCCGAGCGAAGAGAAAAGUGGAAGUAGACGGGAAAGAAGUAUCAUAUGUUGGCCAGUUCACAUAUCUCGGAACCCAUCUUCAUUUCGCGGAAGGUUUCAAAACGGAACUACUCCGCAGAGUGCAAUCUGCAUGGGCAGUUUUCCACAAGUUUUCUAUAUAUCUGACGAAGAAAACAACACCUUUCAAGAACAAAGUCAAAAUAUACCAAGCUUGUAUAGAACCUGCGCUCUUAUACGGAUCAGAAGUCUACACCCUAAAGAAAACAGAGAUGAACAUGUUAGCGACAGCGCAGAGGAAGAUGAUGAGAAGAAUGCUUGGUAUGACUCUAAUGGAUAGAAGACAAACAGUUGGCUCCACGAAAGGUUGAAGACGCGUGAUGCUCGAAUGGUUGCAACAAGAAGAAAAUGGUUCUUUGCAAAGAAAAUCGUGACGGGAGAAGAAACGUGGGCAAAGAAGAUCGUAGAGUGACGUCCCUGGGAAAAGAAAAGAUAUGUUAGACGACCACGAGCACGUUGGCGAGAUGACUUCCGAAGCGUUUUUGGAGAAAAUUGGUCGACCGUUGCGCGCAACAAUAAGGAGCUCUUCAAAUCUACCAUGA